Portunus trituberculatus (swimming crab) is the source of this 2832-nucleotide messenger RNA. Its product is annotated as CXXC-type zinc finger protein 1-like. Bases 70 to 2379 code for a protein of 769 amino acids. Gene Ontology annotation, cellular component: Set1C/COMPASS complex. Lineage: Eukaryota; Metazoa; Arthropoda; Malacostraca; Decapoda; Portunidae. The transcript is spliced from 12 exons. The record is from RefSeq and is a predicted model, not a curated record. Gene Ontology annotation, biological process: positive regulation of DNA-templated transcription. Gene Ontology annotation, molecular function: DNA binding; zinc ion binding.
CUCACCUUGUAGUAAACAAACAGAACACUCGGUAACACAGGCAGCGCGUCUGACAUUACUGCCGCCAGCAUGUCUAAGUCUGAGAUAGCGCGGCAAUUUGACCUCCCGGAGCGACAGAGUAAGCUGAACACAAUGCUGCGGGAGGAAGGGCUGAAGGACGAGCAGGUGUACUGUGUGUGUCGCACCUCAGAUGUCUCCAGGUUCAUGAUAGGCUGUGACAAGUGUGAGGAGUGGUACCACGGCGACUGCAUCAACGUCACUGAGUCCGAGGCAAACAAGAUACGGAAAUUCUUUUGUCAGAGAUGCAGACUAAAGGAACCCACCCUGGAGAUCAAAUACAAACAGAAGAAGCCCCACCACCACGACCACAGUGACAGCAAGCACCAUAAGGACAAGGAGAGGAAGGACAGGGAACGCAAGGACAAGGAGAGGAGAGACAAGGAAAAGAGAGAUAAGGAGAAAUAUAAGUAUGACAAACAUUCUGCCUCCAAGAGUAAGAGUAGCAGCAGUGGUGGUAGUAAAAGUAGCAGCAGCAGCAGCAGUCAGCGAUGUGGAGCAUGUGAGGCAUGUUACCAGCGCGAGGACUGUGGGCGCUGUGAGAACUGCAAGGACAUGGCUAAGUUUGGAGGCCCUCACAAGCUGCGUCAGAAGUGCAAGAAGAGACAAUGCCAUAACUUUGUGCAGCUCGCCCAGAGACCCAACAAGACCAGCAGCAACAGUCCCAAGAAGCACCGGGAGCAUGAGACAGACAAGCCCCCCAAGCCCCCAUCACAGCCCCCACUCAUUGUGAAGGAGGACUACCCCACCGUGCUCAAGGACCGCAACGAACACAGCGAGGAGGAAAUGUUUGAGUUCAACAAGAAGUACACAAAGGAACCAGUGAUUGUUGAGACCACCAAAACCAAAGAGAAGGAAGUCAAGUCGUUUAAUCGGAAAAAAAAAGAACAGGCACAAGGAAUGCGGAAACGAAAGAACCGCCACGAAUCAGACACUUCUGACAGUGAAUCAGACAGCGGCUUCAUGCGGGCAGACCAGGUCAUCACCCGGCAGUGCUUUGGGCCGCAGUGCACCAGGCUGGCACGUCCCAGCAGCAAGUACUGCUGUGAUGAGUGUGGCCUCAAGCUGGCUGAAGCAAGGAUCUAUUCUGUAUUGCCGCAGCGCAUUCAGGAGUGGAAGAUGAGUGAGUGUGUGGCGGAGACAAAGGACAUCAGGCAACUGGAGAAGAUCAGGCGGCAGCAGUUAGAGGCGAGGGAGGUGCUGCAGCAACUAGACCAGCGGCACCUUGAGUUAGACCGUUUAGUUGAGCGGGGAAGGAGAGCCAGUAUUGACCCCAAGGCUGAUGAUGGGGGAGAGGAGGAGGGCGUGGACAGCAUCUACAUCUACUGUGUUACUUGUGGACAUGAAGUUCAGGCCAGGAGAGCAGUUAGACACAUGGAAAACUGCUUUAAUAAGCUGGAGAGUCAGACCACCUUUGGCUCCAUGUUCAAGACAAGGAUAGAGGGCAACAACAUGUUCUGUGACUUCUACAACUCCAGCACCCUCACAUAUUGCAAAAGGCUGAGGGUGAUGUGUCCUGAACACACCAAGGCACCACUGGUCAAGGAUCAUGAGGUGUGUGGAGCUCCUCUGACCUCCAAUGUGUUUAACGUGACGGGAGAAAUAUGUCUGGCGCCCAAAAAGAAAUGUUUGCGUCACUACUGUUGGGAAAAGCUGCGGAGGGCUGAGAUAGACAUGGAGAGAGUCAGACAGUGGCUCAAAUUAGAUGAGUUACUGGAACAGGAGCGUACAGUGAGGCAAGCGAUGACUAACCGUGCUGGAGUGCUGGGACUGAUGCUGCACUCCACCUACGACCAUGAACUGGCAGAGAAGCUCCAACAGUCCCAGCAGUACCACCAGAAUGACCACCAGUACCACACCAACAGUACAAAGUAUCAACGAACCAACACCACCAGUAACACCGCUGCUAAUGCCACCACCACUACACAGCACAAACAGAAGAAACAGCAGCAGUCACAGCAACGCCAUCACUCCUCCUCACAGCGGUACAGCACAGAUCUCCAAACCAGUGAGACACAGCUUCCCAGUGAUCACCAGUACCACAGCACAGGACACAAGCAUCACCACAGCGACCACCAGUACCAUAACAGUGACCGCACCAGUAAGCAGCAACAACAACAGCAGCAGCAGCAGCAGCACCAUCACAGCGACCACCAGUACCACAGCAGUGACCGCACCAAGCCACUGCAGCAGACACCCCCCACAACGCAGCACCACCACAAUGACCACCAGUAUCAUUCCAGCAGCAGGGACCAGAAGUACCAGACCAGUCAGCGGUACCACUCAGACCACCAGUAUUACUCCAGCAAGAAACAAAAGUGAGUUAUGCUAUUUCAUACUCAUAGACACUUUACACCAUAGCCAACCUUCACUGUGACUUUUGUAUGGAGUGUAUAUUAAAAUCUUCAGGGAUGUAUAUACGUAUAUUCACUUUGUAAUGUAGUUUUAUAAAGAAAAAUAUUGGUGUGCACUUCAGUAUGUGAACUAACAAUUUAGUUCUACUUGAAGAUAGUAAUGAAUUGUAAUGCUAAUUAAUAAUUCUACCUUUGGAACUUAAAAUUUUAGUGACAUGUAAGAUGUGAUGAAAAUUGUAUAGUAUUUCUAUUUAACAGCAAAAAAGUAAGGUGAAGAAUGUGGUGGAGUUCUCAGCCAGCCUCAAGACACAGGGCACUUUGUGUUAGUAUUCUUUGUGAUGGGGAGAGAAAACUGACAAAAUGUACAAUUCUUAUCAAUGCUAAAAAGGAAGAAAAUUAAUAAAGUGUUUUCUAAAGGUGA